Messenger RNA from Scleropages formosus (Asian bonytongue), 3867 nucleotides. RefSeq names its product cyclic AMP-responsive element-binding protein 1-like. Gene Ontology annotation, molecular function: DNA-binding transcription factor activity, RNA polymerase II-specific; cAMP response element binding; protein binding. The record is from RefSeq and is a predicted model, not a curated record. Bases 294 to 1268 code for a protein of 324 amino acids. The transcript is spliced from 8 exons. NCBI's taxonomy places the organism in Eukaryota, Metazoa, Chordata, Actinopteri, Osteoglossiformes, Osteoglossidae. Gene Ontology annotation, biological process: regulation of transcription by RNA polymerase II. Gene Ontology annotation, cellular component: ATF4-CREB1 transcription factor complex; nucleus.
AUGGAGAACUUCGCUCGGGUUCCCACACGCCUCCGCUCGACUUUUUCCGUGUCACUCCGCCGGAGCGACGCCUCCUCUCGGCUCUUUCCGCCACACUUCGCCACUUUCCGCGCCCCCAUCGGACGGGCUCGACACCGCCGCUGGAACUGCAGCUCGUCUCCCUCUUUCUCCGUGUUGUUGUCCGCGGUGACGCGACGGAGGUGUUGCCUGACGCGGGCUCUUACGUGUCGGCCUGAAUAAAAGUGGAGCUUGGAGGGCCCCGGAGUGACGGAGGAGACGGUGCCGCUAACUAGAUGACCAUGGAAUCAGGCACAGACGCUCAGCAGAGCGGCGACUCUGCUGUCCCUGAGUCUGAGAGCCAGCACUUGGCCCAGGCGCAGAUCGCGACGCUCGCUCAGGUGUCCGUGCCAGCCGGCCACGUCACGUCCAGUGGCCCGACGGUGACCCUUGUGCAACUGCCCAACGGGCAGACGGUGCAGGUGCACGGUGUCAUCCAGGCUGCCCAGCCCUCCGUCAUCCAGUCUCCCCAAGUGCAAGCCGUCCAGAUCUCCACUAUUGCGGAGAGCGAGGACUCACAGGAGUCAGUGGACAGUGUGACUGACUCGCAGAAGCGCAGGGAGAUCUUGUCCAGGCGGCCCUCCUACAGAAAGAUCCUCAACGACCUGUCAUCAGAUGCCCCCGGGGUCCCGCGAAUAGAGGAAGAGAAAUCUGAGGAAGACUCCGCCCCGGCCAUUGCCACGGUCACUGUGCCGACACCCAUCUACCAGACGAGCAGCGGCCAGUACAUUGCCAUUACUCAGGGUGGGGCGAUCCAGCUAGCCAACAAUGGCACGGACGGCGUGCAAGGGCUGCAGACUUUGACCAUGACCAACGCAGCGGCCGCCCAGCCGGGUACCACCAUUCUGCAGUACGCACAGACCACUGACGGUCAGCAGAUUCUGGUGCCUAGCAACCAGGUGGUGGUGCAAGCCGCCUCUGGGGACGUCCAGGCUUACCAGAUCCGCACGGCGCCGAGCAGCACCAUCACUCCCAGUGUGGUGAUGGCCUCCUCCCCAGCGCUUCCCACCCAGGGGGCUGCCGAGGAAGCCACGCGCAAGAGGGAGGUCCGCCUUAUGAAAAACAGGGAGGCAGCGCGGGAAUGUCGCAGGAAGAAGAAGGAGUACGUGAAAUGCCUGGAGAACCGUGUGGCCGUGUUGGAAAACCAGAACAAAACCCUGAUUGAGGAACUGAAGGCACUUAAAGACCUGUACUGCCAUAAGUCCGAAUAAUUCCCCUCUCCCAUCAGCUGUACGGACCCCUUUUUUUCUAUGUUUUUUAAUGCUAAAACGGACUAUGUCAAGAAAUGAGCGUAAAAAUUACAAGGUCUCAUGCCCUCCUUCUCGAUGGUGACCUUAAAGAGAAAACAAAAGAAUAAGUCCUUCCGAGUCAGUGGCGGGGGUCAGUCUUGUGCUUUACUUACUGGGAGCUGCUAGAACUGUAGGCCCCGUUUCCUGCCAGCGCGUUCCUCCUACUUGGACAGACAGAGGCAAUGAGCCCUAGACACCCCCACAUGAGAUCCGAGGGCUUCGGGCAGGGCUCCGCAACGCUCGCUCCAGCCCAAGGCUCGAAAGACGCGUUAGUGUCAGGACUAGGAGGGGGCGUCACACUUUGGGUCACUCGGCGCUCGUUGUUCAGGUCUAUAGAUAGCAUACCAUCUGCUGAGCCCUUUAAGUUUUCAUGUUUGUAAUGAAGAGAAACCAGAGUCGGUUACAUCUCAGAUUUAAGUAUCUUUACAUUUUUGUACCUUGUUAAGGUAUGGCUUAAGAAAAGGUUCGUAAUCCUGUAAAGAAGAGAGGAGUUCUGUAAGGGUAGCGCCAGCUCUCGCCCCAUUAGCCCACUGAACGUUGGCCUUUGUUUGCACGUGUGUGUGUGUGUGUGUGUGUGUAUGUGUGUGUGUUUGUAAAAGCACUUAACCUGGCUCCCGCAGGAGGAAUGUACGAUGGAGCAGGUUCUCGCUGUUCGGGAUCACCCGCAGAUGAUGACGCCACAGCGGUCCCUCCCGUUACACUGUCACAGCCCACAAAGAGUGGAUCGGUGACACAGCGCACUGCUGUUGGCCUGCAAACCGCUCCGUUGGUUGGGCCUCUGAUAGACUACAGAUAUCCGUGUAUUGUGCGAAAUGUGCUGCCAGGAAAACAAAUCCGUGUAAAUCUGGAUCUUUAGGGCAUGUGCAUGCGGGAUAGGGUAAAGUACCAAAUUACUUGCUUUUCUGGCCCUGCAAUGUUAUCAUUUCAGUACUGUCCUUGUGUCCUGUAGCACUGCAGAUCUAUUAUGAAAACAAGCAAGAUUUCACUUUGUUGUGUUUCGUUCAUGUAUGGAUACCAGAAUGAAAUAUUGUAUUAAUAUUUCUGUUCGUAGGAAGUAUUUGCAUAGCGCCAAGGAUCCCUGUUUAGAUUUUGCUACAUGGUGGAUUUUGUUUUGGCAUUUUUUGGUUCAUUUGUUCAUAUUUUGUUACAUCAUAACGAGUCUGGGAUUCAUUUAUUUCCUUAAAUCCACUUUUUAUGUUAUUACCUUAUUAUUACAUUUUUGGCAGCUAUGAGGAGAAAGAAGCCUUUGAGAAAAUUAUAUUCCUCAUUGGUGUUGCAUUAUCUCUCUACGAUGCCAGGAACAUUUUUGCCAUCACUAUUUGUGACUUUUUGUUAUUCUUUAUUUUCUAGUUACAUACAAUGCAAAAUGUCAGUUUAUAUGGAAUAAUAUACUAUGAACAAGGCAGUGAAGAAUUUAUUAUCCACUCCUGUUUAACACCAUGGUAAGUCUAAUUCUUUACCAGCCGCAUCAUGAACAAACAAUAAAUCAGAACUUUUGUGUAUAUUGGGUGUAGAGAGAGCACAUGGAGCUAUUUACUGUUGCAUGUUUUGUUUAUAAUUAACAACAAGUGGUUAUUAAUGGUUCAUUUUGGUCAGUUUUAUUUUGAUAUGCUACAGAUGUUCUGAAAAUAUCAGGGUAUUAAAUAACGUUGUUAUUACUGGUAGAUUCUGUCAAACAAGCAGUUGUUUUUGGGACAAGGUACAGUACAAAGGAUUUGAAUGCACAUCUCUUCAGAAUAUGAAUGUCCAAACCCAUUUCAGGAAAUCUGAAAAAAAAAAAUUCUGCCAGUUUAUACAAAUACUUUAUCUGACCUGUGAAAUUUAUUGUUCCUUUUACCUGUCAAAACAGGUAAAGAGGGAGGGUGGAGUAUGGUGGGAAAAAAUAUGCAGUUUUAAAUUUUUAAUGGGAUAUUGAGAACGCUGAUGCAAUAUUGCUUAGCUGGCUAUAUUUUUAUACUUAAAGGACUGUGUAAGAUGUACAACAUUCAUAUUUGUGGCUAGUAUUUAAAAAUGAUAGAAAAUUGCGGCUGACUGCAGGUUGCGGUCAGAGUUUAGUCUUUUAACUCCGUUUUCUCAGAUUCAGCUCCCAAUGUGAAUGGGAGCUCCAGACUGGACACAGUGGGUGGUCGUGUGAGCGGUGUUUCAGGUGGUCACUCACACACCUCACAUCCCCACCGAAUGAUCUGUUGUGUCUGCUUCUCCACCUGCCAUUUAACAUGUGUGGCUCUCAGGCAGGAGCUUUCAAUUGAGACAUGAACAUCACCACGUUGAAGGGCCCUUACUGCCGUGCCCUUGAGCAAUAUGAUUGCGCUAAAUUGCUUCACUAAAACAUUUAUCUGUAUUAAUGCAUAUUAUGUUAAGUCACUUUAGGUAAACAGUAAAAUAAUAUUAGGCAACCAAUUUCGCAUACGUUCUCCUUCACCAACGGAAAGUUUUUCGAUGUGUUUUCAAGCCAGUUAUAUUUCUAUGUGACUUACAAAAACGAUCAGAUGUGCCUCUAUGGCCAGAUUACCACCGUAUA